Messenger RNA from Glarea lozoyensis ATCC 20868, 2832 nucleotides. RefSeq names its product (Trans)glycosidase. Gene Ontology annotation, biological process: carbohydrate metabolic process; N-glycan processing. Gene Ontology annotation, cellular component: glucosidase II complex. Gene Ontology annotation, molecular function: alpha-glucosidase activity; carbohydrate binding. Bases 1 to 2832 code for a protein of 943 amino acids. The record is from RefSeq and is a predicted model, not a curated record. The transcript is spliced from 2 exons. NCBI's taxonomy places the organism in Eukaryota, Fungi, Ascomycota, Leotiomycetes, Helotiales, Helotiaceae.
AUGGUCAAGUUUGGUAGCGGAAUUGCUGUCAAGCAUGAGAAUUUUAAAACCUGUGAUCAGGCGGGCUUUUGCAAACGAAAUCGAGCAUAUGCUGAUGCCGCUGGAGUUACUGGUUGGGAAGCGCCCUUUCGAAUAGCAGCCGACACACUGAACUGGCAGAAUGGCCAAUUGCAAGGAACGAUUCUUAAAACCAUCAAAGAAGGUGAAACGGUCAGGUUACCAGUCACCAUAUCAUUUUUGGAGUCGGGAUCCGCCAGAGUCGUGAUUGAUGAGGAGAAACGUCAGAAGGGCGAGAUUGAACUCCGACACAACAGUAUUGCACGAAAAGAACGAUACAACGAGGCAGAAUCCUGGGCUAUUGUUGGAGGAUUAGACAUCAGCAAGACGGCGAAGGAAAACAGAGAAGAGAAAACCAGUACUAUCACGUAUGGUUCCGAGAACCAAUUCGAGGCGGUGGUUACAUUUGCACCAUUUGCGAUUGACUUCAAAAGAGACGGAGCAACACAGAUCAAGCUUAAUGACCGGGGAUUACUGAAUUUGGAGCACUGGAGGCCCAAGAUUGAGAAAGUCGAACCUGAGAAGAAGGAAGGAGAAGAGACACCUCCUACUGAGGUCGAAGUUCCAACCGGUGAAGACGAGAGCACUUGGUGGGAUGAGCCAUUUGGAGGCCAAACAGAUUCCAAGCCAAAGGGCCCUGAGAGCGUGUCUCUCGAUAUUACUUUUCCCGGCUACGAGCAUGUUUUCGGUAUUCCAGAGCACGCAGGACCGCUGUCAUUGAAGGAAACUCGAGGGGGAACUGGCAACCACGAGGAUCCAUACCGUCUUUAUAAUGCUGAUGUGUUCGAGUAUAUUAUGGACAGUCCGAUGACUCUAUAUGGAUCUAUUCCAUUUAUGCAGGCUCAUAAGAAGGAUUCUACCGUUGGUGUAUUUUGGCUUAAUGCUGCAGAGACUUGGAUCGAUAUCAUCAAGGCGAAGGAGGCACAUAAUCCGCUCAGUCUUGGAAUCGGAUCAAAGACUGAUACCAAGACACAUUGGUUUUCCGAGAGCGGUUUGAUUGAUGUCUUUAUCUUCCUCGGACCAACGCCAAAGGAUGUCACCAAGGCGUAUGGCGAGCUCACAGGAUACUCCCAGUUACCUCCAGAGUUUUCUAUCGCUUACCACCAAUGCCGAUGGAAUUACAAUACCGACGAAGAUGUCAAGGAUGUUGACAGGAAGAUGUCGAAGCACCAAAUUCCAUACGAUGUCAUUUGGCUAGAUAUCGAGUAUACUGACGACAAGCAAUACUUUACAUGGGAUCCUCUCACUUUCCCAGAUCCAAUUGGCAUGCUUAAGCAAUUGGAUGAAUCAGAGAGAAAGUUAGUAGCCAUCAUCGAUCCUCAUAUUAAGAACAAGGAAGGUUACCAUGUUGUGGACGAGCUCAAGAAGAAAGAUCUGGCGGUUCAUAACAAAGAUGGUAAUAUCUAUGAGGGUUGGUGCUGGCCUGGAUCUUCCCACUGGAUCGAUUGUUUCAACCCUGCCGCAAUUAAAUGGUGGAUUGGACUCUUCAAGUAUGAUGCAUUCAAAGGAUCUAUGCCAAAUCUUUUCAUCUGGAAUGACAUGAACGAACCAUCGGUUUUCAACGGUCCUGAGACCACUAUGCCAAAGGACAAUCUUCAUUACCAAAACUGGGAGCAUCGCGAUGUUCACAAUCUUAAUGGAAUGACCUUUCACAACGCUACAUACCAAGCUAUGCUUGAACGUAAGAAGGGUGAGAUCCGUCGACCAUUCGUUCUCACUCGCUCGUUCUAUGCGGGCAGUCAACGUCUGGGAGCUAUGUGGACUGGUGAUAACCAGGCUAACUGGGAGCAUCUUGCUGCUGGAUUCCCUAUGAUCAUCAAUCAGGGUGUCGCAGGUUAUCCAUUCGCUGGUGCCGAUGUCGGCGGGUUCUUUGGUAACCCAGAGAAGGAUCUACUUACUCGAUGGUAUCAGGCUGGAGCAUUUUAUCCAUUCUUCAGAGGCCAUGCCCAUAUCGAUACUCGACGGAGAGAGCCAUAUCUUGCUGGUGAGCCAUAUACUGGUAUUAUCACUCAAGCUCUUCGUCUUCGCUAUGCUCUUCUGCCUGCAUGGUAUACCGCUUUCCAUGAAGCUAGCGUCAAUGGUACACCAAUUCUUCGACCACACUACUUUGUGUACCCCGCUGAUGAGGCUGGAUUCGCUAUUGAUGACCAGUUCUUUGUAGGAAGCACUGGUCUUCUUGCUAAGCCAGUCGUCAAGGAGGGUGCGGAAAGUGUUGACAUCUACCUUCCUGACAACGAGGUUUACUACGACUACUUUGACUACAAGACGUAUUCCGGCCGAGGUUCUCACUCAGUGGCCGCUCCCCUGGAGAAGAUUCCAUUGUUGAUGCAAGGAGGUCAUAUCAUCCCUCGUAAGGAUCGACCAAGACGAAGCAGUGGAUUGAUGAAGUGGGAUCCAUAUACCCUUGUCGUUGCUCUUGAUAAGCAGGGUAACGCUGAGGGUGAGCUUUAUGUUGAUGACGGAGAGACAUUUGACUACGAAUCUGGUGCUUACAUCAAACGAGCUUUCGGGUUUAAGGACAAUGUUUUGGAAAGCACAAACCGUGGCACCAAGGGGAAGAUGACCAGUAGUUACAUCAAGGCGAUGAAGGCUGUUGGCGUUGAGAGGAUUGUCAUCGUCGGCGCACCAAAAAGCUGGUCGACUAAAGCCGUUGUCAAGAUUGGCAAAACAGAAGCCAGACUCGAAUACCACCCAGAAUCAGGUGGAAAGGCAGCAUGGGCUGUGAUCAAGAGCCCAAAGAUUAGCAUCGCCGAGGACUGGAAGAUUGAAUUCUGA